Molecule: messenger RNA, 2279 nt
Organism: Fukomys damarensis (Damara mole-rat)
Lineage: Eukaryota; Metazoa; Chordata; Mammalia; Rodentia; Bathyergidae
Gene: Znf322
Product: zinc finger protein 322
Exons: 4
Coding region: 610-1818 (402 amino acids)
Biological process (GO): negative regulation of transcription by RNA polymerase II; regulation of immune system process; regulation of cytokine production
Source: RefSeq, a predicted model, not a curated record
UGGAGCUACGCGGCGGCUUCCCAGCUGGACUGAAAGGAGUCUAGGACUCUAGCUCCUCGGCCUUGAGAGUACGGCUUGGCCUUCGCCGAAUAGCGUUAAAGGAAUUUCUGAGUUCUCAUCGGCCUCCCAGACUUGCUUUCCUUCCCCUCUGAAACUAGGCCUUCUGGCCCUUUGCUGCGGAAUCUGCGGCCGCCGGGAAGCCCGGAUCCAAGUGUCCGCGAGUAACCGGAAGUGCCGCCCGCAGGCCGAGGGGCGGCUCCGUGGCUGCCGGGAGAGGGAAGAAUUAAGUAUUGUGACUAGUUCUGGACCAGAGCUCUUUUGGAGCCAAAAAAGAACCCAGUCAAGUCUUUUGUGUUCCGAAUGCCUUGAGUAAUCAGAUUUUCAAGACCAUUAGAAGAAUGCUGCUUUUCUUCUGUCUAGAUUCUGGGUUUGAAAAUAUGAAGUAAGGAAUUAAUGUAUAUAAUGCUGGAAACUUGUGAAGGAGGACUGUGUAUGACUGAAAGGCUUGAAACAGAUGUGUCUUCCACAUUCUCAUCAAGACAAUGACUACAAAGGCAAUGAUGGGUCAGAAAGACCAUUGGAAAACCCCAUAGGAGAGAGCCAUAGAAAAUGCACACUUCAGAAGAGAGAUGUAAUCAGAGAACUCAAAAAAAGAAAAUACAUCAUGUAUGCCCUCAGAAGGGUAAAAAGAUUUUUAUUCAUGUGCAUGAGAUUACUCAAAUAGAUAAUCAUAUAUACCAGUGCCUUGAACGUGAACAAAACUUCUGUGAAAACUUAGCUCUUAUUAUGUGUGAAAGAACUCAUAUAGGGGAGAAACCUUAUAGAUGUGAUAUGUGUGAGAAAACCUUCAUCCAAAGCUCAGAUCUUAUUUCACACCAGAAGAUUCACAAUUAUGAGAAACCAUAUAAAUGUAGCAAAUGUGAAAAGAGCUUUUGGCACCACUUAGCCCUUUCAGGACACCAGAGAACACAUGCAGGUAAAAAAUUCUAUACAUGUGACAUUUGUGGCAAGAAUUUUGGUCAGAGCUCUGAUCUGCUUGUCCACCAGCGAAGCCAUACAGGCGAGAAACCGUAUCUGUGUAGUGAGUGUGAUAAAUGCUUUAGUCGAAGUACAAACCUCAUAAGGCACCGAAGAACUCACACAGGUGAGAAACCAUUUAAGUGUCUGGAGUGUGAAAAAGCUUUUAGUGGGAAAUCUGAUCUCAUUAGCCACCAGAGAACUCACACUGGUGAAAGACCCUACAAAUGUAAUAAGUGUGAGAAAAGUUAUCGACACCGAUCAGCCUUCAUUGUACAUAAAAGAGUUCAUACUGGGGAGAAGCCCUAUAAAUGUGGUGCCUGUGAAAAAUGCUUUGGCCAGAAAUCAGAUCUUAUUGUGCACCAGAGAGUCCACACAGGUGAGAAGCCGUAUAAAUGCUUGGAAUGCAUGAGAAGUUUUACGCGGAGUGCCAACCUCAUAAGGCACCAGGCCACUCAUACUCACACUUUUAAAUGCCUUGAAUAUGAGAAAAGUUUCAACUGUAACUCAGACCUUAUUGUACAUCAAAGAAUUCACAUGGAAGAGAAACCACAUCAGUGGUCUACAUGUGAGAGUGGCUUCCUCCUGGGUAUGGACUUUGUUGCCCAACAGAAAAUGAGAACUGAAACAGAGGACCUGCAUUAUAAAUACAGUGUAUGUGAUAAAAACUUCCACCAGACCUCUGCCCUUCUUCAACAUCCAACAGUACAUAUUGGUGAAAAACCAUAUAUCUGUAAUGUGGGUGAGAAGGGUCUUGAGCUCAGCCAUCCUCAUGCCUUAGAGGCUUCACAUAUGUCUUGACCAGACGUGAUGUUAUAAUAUAAAAAGUGUAUUUACAUGUCAUAUAACUCAUUAAGAUGAAUAUUAAGUGAAUCUCAGACUGGUCAGAGCUCAGACUUCAGUGGGGACCAAACAUCCUGCAGUUAUAGGAAGUGUGAGAAAUGCUUUAUUACCCAGAGAGUUGUCCUAACAAAACACUUUAUCAGUCACUUCAAAGAGAAAUUCUGCAGAUGUCUUGAGUUUUGGAAAACCUUUAGUGUGAACUCAAAUUUGGUUACUCACAAGAGGAUUCAUACAGGUAGGAAAUCUUCCAGUGCAGUGUGUUUGAGAGCUUUCAGCCCUCCUCACUACAAGAGAAUUCACCCCAGAGAACAACUUUUAAAUGCCUUCAGCGUCAACAAGACACAUCUUAUUGGACAUCAGAAAAUUUCAUCCUGGGGAGAAGCCCCAGCAAGUGUGGGGAAAAACAAAAAACAAAAAAA